This is a messenger RNA of Pseudophryne corroboree (corroboree frog), 2281 nucleotides long. It is a transcript of the gene SGPL1, whose product is annotated as sphingosine-1-phosphate lyase 1. The transcript has 14 exons. Gene Ontology annotation, cellular component: endoplasmic reticulum. Lineage: Eukaryota; Metazoa; Chordata; Amphibia; Anura; Myobatrachidae. Gene Ontology annotation, biological process: sphingolipid catabolic process; carboxylic acid metabolic process. Gene Ontology annotation, molecular function: pyridoxal phosphate binding; sphinganine-1-phosphate aldolase activity. The record is from RefSeq and is a predicted model, not a curated record. The coding region runs from base 329 to 2023 and encodes 564 amino acids.
UAUGCGCCCUGGCGUCGUCUCCAAAGGAAGCGGUGUGCUCGGCGGACAGACGAGGGGAGGAGGCGGCUGCGGCGACAUUUCCGGCCGGGCCGGCUGCUGCGGGAGGUGGGGCUAGGAGGCAGCAGGAGGGGCGCUGGGAGCCGGGUGACAAUGACUGAGCAGCAGAGCUUUAAAUUAGGGGAGGAGGAAGAGAGUGCGGCGGCCGGCUGUAAUCUGGGAUAAGAGGAUACAGGCUCUCUGUCCUCGCAUACAGGGGCAUAUCAUAUACUGUACCACUGCCGCCGCCUGCUGUGUGACUGUCCCGCUGCAGUGAUUGGAGGCUCCCAACAUGGACAUACAGGCAACUUUAUUGGAUUAUAAGGCAAUUGCGCUAAAGUAUUUUCUAGAUGCCAGAAAUUUUGUAAACGAGUCCUGCAAAGAACUUGAACCAUGCCACCUUAUCGUGCUGACACUUGCCUCCACACUGAUAUCUGUAUGGGUAUAUGACUUUAUAUUUCAACAGGAGAGUCUGACAUCGAGGUGUAAAAAACAAUUUUUCCGAAUAAUAAAACGAUUGCCAUUCAUUGGUUCAAAAAUCCAGAAGGAGUUGGAUAAAGCUUUAAAUGAAAUGGCACAUGUUGUGUUAAAUGUGAAAGGUGGAAUGAGCUUUGUGACCGCUCUCCCUCACACUGGGCUCAAACAGGAGCAAGUAAUGGAAAAGCUAAAAGAAUACUCUGCCCUAGGUGAGGUGUCCUGGGAACAGGGAAAGGUGUCUGGAGCUGUUUAUAGUGGAGAUGAACGGCUGACCCAGCUGUUCGUAAAGGUGUAUGAAGAGUUUGCAUGGAGCAAUCCUUUACAUCCGGAUAUUUUCCCUGGUGUGCGUAAAAUGGAAGCAGAAGUCGUAAGAAUGGCAUGCACCCUUUUUAACGGAGGGCCUGAUACUUGUGGGGCAGUUACAUCCGGAGGGACAGAAAGCAUCCUUAUGGCCUGCAAAGCAUACAGAGAUCUGGCACUUGAGAACGGAAUUAAGCACCCAGAAAUCAUUGCUCCUGUAAGCGCCCAUGCUGCAUUUGACAAAGCGGCUCAUUAUUUUGGAAUGAAGAUGGUGCACAUCCCCCUGUGCAAGAAGACUAUGAAAGUGGAUGUGAAGGCAAUGAGAAGGGCCAUUUCUAAGAACACCGUCAUGUUGGUUUGUUCAGCUCCCCAGUUUCCUCAUGGUGUUAUUGAUCCAAUAGAAGAUGUAGCUAAGCUGGCACUGAAAUACCAAAUCCCAUUUCACGUGGAUGCUUGUUUGGGUGGGUUCCUCAUUGUGUUUAUGGAGAAAGCUGGUUUCCCUCUUCCGCCAUUUGACUUCAGGGUAAAAGGAGUGACUAGCAUCUCUGCAGAUACCCACAAGUAUGGUUAUGCACCCAAAGGAUCCUCAGUGAUACUGUAUAGGAACAAGGACUAUAGGAAAUAUCAGUUCUUUGUUACCUCCGACUGGCCUGGUGGCCUCUACGCAUCACCUUCCAUAGCUGGUUCUCGUCCUGGUGGAAUAAUAGCUGCCUGUUGGGCGACCAUGAUGCACAUUGGAGAGAAUGGAUAUGUUGAAGCCACUAAAAAUAUCAUUAAUACAGCACAAUUAAUCAGAAAAGAGUUGCAAAAGAUUAAGGAAAUCUUUAUUUUUGGGAAUCCCGAGGUAUCAGUGAUUGCACUUGGUUCAGAUGUUUUUGACAUCUAUCGCUUGUCAAACUCCUUGACAGCGAAAGGCUGGAAUCUGAAUACUCUCCAGUUUCCUUCUAGUAUUCAUAUAUGUCUUACACUGCUGCAUACAAAACCUGGAAUAGCACAAAGUUUUGUCAAAGAUGUUCAAGACUCUGUGUCUGAAAUAAUGAAAAAUCCUGGAGCCAAAACUACCGGCGUGGGUGCUAUAUAUGGGAUGGCACAGACCAUUCCAGACAGGUCCAUGGUUACAGACAUCUCCAAAGCUUUCCUGGACUGCUUGUAUCUCACAGAAAUGCCUUCAAGUACCAAACAGAUAAAUGGUUCCCCUGGACACCACUAGGCACAACUACUUUCCUAUGAGCGGUACUAUGCAGAACGGUUACACAGGGCAGCAGGAGCUCACAAAAAAUGUUUUUUUUGUUUUUUUUUACUUUUUUGUAUCUUUUUAAAAGGGAUGUGUGUCUGAGCUAAUCUCCCCCCCCCCCCCUUCCCCAAAUAGCAAAGGUACUUGUAGCCUAGAAAUGUUUGUUCUUUACUGUAUAGUGUAACCUUUGCAUAAUUUAUUUGCAGCAUAAAUACUUUAAAAUAUUUGUAGAAA